This is a messenger RNA of Exophiala viscosa, 2094 nucleotides long. RefSeq names its product carboxylesterase type B. The transcript has 6 exons. NCBI's taxonomy places the organism in Eukaryota, Fungi, Ascomycota, Eurotiomycetes, Chaetothyriales, Herpotrichiellaceae. The coding region runs from base 173 to 2014 and encodes 613 amino acids. The record is from RefSeq and is a predicted model, not a curated record.
CAGUGUUGGCCCGGGUUCACAAUGUUCCACAAAAUGGGUGAAAGUAUCACGUCUCGCUUCAUGACGUGAUGUGCCCAUGUGCCAUGUAUAAAGAAGCUAGAAGAUGGAAACGGCCAGGAAAGCUGCCAUUGAAACGCUUAUCCCAACCUCAUCGAGCUGUAAGUGACACGAGAUGGCAGUUUUGUUUGUGACCCUGUUGCUCGCUCUACUCUCUGCUUGCGCUGCACGGCCUGGCUAUGACCAUAAUUCGAAGCCCUACGCGGCGGCCAUUCAAGCUCGGCAGCUGGCCGCGAACUCCACCUCCUCACUACAGGUCGAUCUAGGUUACGAGGUUUAUCAAGGAACGUUCAAUAGCACCUCCGAUUUGAACCUGUGGAAAGGUAUUCGGUAUGCGGCUCCUCCCACGGGUUCGAAUAGGUGGCAAGCCCCAGUGGCGCCACAGCAGAACAGAUCCUCAGUCGUAAGUGCCAGCAACUAUGGCCCAAUCUGCCCUCAAGGUCCGGAUGCCAGUACUAGCUUGGUCGCCGUCAAUCAGACCGGAGCGAGCGAAGAUUGUCUCUUUCUGAACGUCUAUUCCCCGAGUAAUGCAACUUCUCCAUUACCGGUGCUGGUAUGGAUUCAUGGUGGUGGUUAUGGAGCGGGCAACGGAAGAGAAGACCUCUCGCAAAUCAUCAACGCCAGUGGCAACAACUUUGUUGCGGUUGCUAUUCAGUACAGGUUGGCAGCAUUCGGCUUUUUAUCGUCCGACGAGGUAUAUCGCAACGGUGUGGUGAAUGCCGGGCUUCUUGACCAGCAUUUCGCUUUGAAUUGGGUACAGUCUUACAUCUCGCUAUUCGGGGGCAAUAGCUCCCAAGUCACCAUCUCAGGAGAAAGCGCUGGCGGCGGAUCAGUCAUGCUUCAAGACAUGGCCUUUGGUGGCAGCCAGGGGUCCUCGUUGUUUGUGAACACGAUUGCCGCCUCACCAUAUCUUCCCAUGCAAUACGGGUACAAGGAUUGGCUACCAUCACAAUCCUACUAUGCCUUUGCCACGCAUGCUGGCUGCGGCCCCAGCCAUCCCUACGGCGCGGGAUCUCAAACAAUUUUUGACUGUCUGGUCAGCAAAGACACCAACACGCUCAUCAAUGCUAGUGCAACGAUUUCGGAGUCCGGGAACUAUGGAACUUGGGCUUUCCUGCCCGUGACGGAUGGCAUCUUUGUGCAAGAUCUCCCAAGCAAGCAGCUCUUACGGAAAAAAGUGAACGGCCAGAACGCCCUGAUAGGUAAUAACGCCGAAGAGGGCACCAUCUUCACCCCUCAAAAUAUCACUACGGAGAGUGGCCUGGUCGCAUGGUUGCAAAUUACAUUCCCUCUCUUCACAAACGACGACAUUGCAAAGAUUUUGUUGUACUAUCCCAGCUCCAAUGCCUCCGAUACUCCCAAGGCUCCGCACUUUGCGACAUCGGGAGAUGCAGGUCCGAGUGCACUGAAUGAAAGCUCAUUAGAUACUGGCCAACAGCAGAGAGCUUCAAAUAUCUAUGCCGAAACGACCUUUGUGUGCCCGUCUUACUGGAUGGCGGAGGCGUACAGCGAUCGCGGCAGAACGUCGUACAAAUAUCAGUUCUCAGUGCCACCAGCAUUGCAUGGAACCGAUGUGACUGCGUACUUUGGCCCAGCUGCUGCCAAUAUCGGACCUGAUCUAGCGCUUGCGUUCAGGAAAAUCUGGGGCAAUUUCAUCACGACAAACAACCCCAGCAUCCCAGGAAGCGUCGCAAAUGGCGCGAGCGCUAGCAACAGCACCUCAUCGAAUGCUGCAGCCAACUGGCCCCCUUUCACGAUCUAUGCUCCUUACCAGAUCGAUUUGAACCAGACUGGUGGGACACCUUUCCUCGAAAUUACUUCGUCAUACAAUAUCACUGAAUAUGGCGAGCCUGGCUUGCAGAACAACAUAUCUCUGGUCAAUGCCUGGACCUGGGAGGCCGGGCGAGGCUACAGGUGUGACUUCUGGCGAAGCGUCGCUGCCAUUGUGCCUGAAUAAGCAGGGAAACGAGUGAAAGGUACCAGGUAUGGAGGAGAAGUAUUUCUGAUAUUAUAGUCGUAGUCGUAGGCCUAUCUCAC